Messenger RNA from Equus quagga, 2434 nucleotides. Its product is annotated as aromatase. The record is from RefSeq and is a predicted model, not a curated record. The transcript has 10 exons. The coding region runs from base 102 to 1613 and encodes 503 amino acids. Gene Ontology annotation, molecular function: iron ion binding; monooxygenase activity; heme binding. NCBI's taxonomy places the organism in Eukaryota, Metazoa, Chordata, Mammalia, Perissodactyla, Equidae.
AACAGCUGCCACCAGUGUCUCAGCUGUCUCCUGCCUCUCCAAGAUAAGCUCCAAGCUUAAUAAGCCUUUACAUUGCUUCGCCUGAGAUCAAGGAACACAAGAUGAUUUUGGAAAUGCUAAACCCGAUGCAUUAUAACCUCACCAGCAUGGUGCCCGAAGUCAUGCCUGUCGCCACCUUGCCCAUUCUGCUGCUCACUGGCUUUCUUUUCUUUGUUUGGAAUCACGAAGAAACAUCCUCAAUACCAGGCCCUGGCUAUUGCAUGGGAAUCGGGCCCCUCAUUUCCCACCUCCGGUUCCUGUGGAUGGGGCUUGGCAGUGCCUGCAACUACUACAACAAGAUGUAUGGAGAAUUCGUGAGAGUCUGGAUCAGUGGAGAGGAAACGCUCGUUAUUAGCAAGUCCUCAAGUACCUUCCACAUCAUGAAACACGAUCACUACUCCUCCCGAUUUGGCAGCAUAUUUGGGUUGCAGUAUAUGGGCAUGCAUGAGAAUGGCGUCAUAUUUAACAAUAACCCAGCCGUCUGGAAAGCUGUGCGACCUUUCUUUGUAAAAGCUUUGUCUGGCCCCAGCCUUGCGCGCAUGGUGACAGUUUGUGUUGAAUCCAUCAACAGCCAUCUGGACAGGUUGGACGAGGUCACCAAUGCAUUGGGCCAUGUCAACGUGUUGACCCUCAUGCGACGUACCAUGCUGGACGCUUCCAACACCCUCUUCCUGAGGAUCCCCUUGGACGAGAAAAACAUUGUGCUUAAAAUCCAGGGUUAUUUUGAUGCAUGGCAGGCUCUCCUUAUCAAACCAAACAUCUUCUUUAAGAUUUCUUGGCUAUCCAGAAAGCAUCAAAAGUCCAUCAAAGAAUUGAGAGAUGCCGUGGGAAUUCUAGCAGAAGAAAAAAGACACAGGAUUUUCACAGCAGAGAAACUGGAAGACCAUGUGGAUUUUGCCACUGAUCUAAUUUUGGCUGAGAAACGUGGUGAACUGACCAAAGAGAAUGUGAACCAGUGCAUAUUGGAAAUGAUGAUUGCAGCGCCAGACACCUUGUCUGUCACUGUGUUCUUCAUGCUAUGUCUCAUUGCGCAGCACCCUAAAGUUGAAGAGGCACUCAUGAAGGAAAUCCAGACUGUUCUUGGUGAAAGAGACUUAAAGAAUGAUGAUAUGCAAAAAUUAAAAGUGAUGGAAAAUUUUAUUAAUGAGAGCAUGCGGUACCAGCCUGUCGUGGACAUUGUCAUGCGCAAAGCCUUAGAGGAUGAUGUCAUCGAUGGCUACCCGGUGAAAAAGGGGACUAACAUUAUUCUGAAUAUUGGAAGAAUGCAUAAACUCGAGUUUUUCCCCAAGCCUAAUGAAUUUACUCUUGAAAACUUUGAGAAGAAUGUUCCUUACAGGUAUUUUCAGCCAUUUGGUUUUGGGCCCCGUAGCUGCGCAGGAAAGUUCAUCGCCAUGGUGAUGAUGAAGGUGAUGCUGGUUUCAGUUCUGAGACGAUUCCAUGUGAAGACAUUACAAGAAAACUGUCUUGAAAAUAUGCAGAAAACAAAUGACUUGGCCCUCCACCCGGAUGAGUCUAGAAGCUUACUGGCAAUGAUUUUUACUCCAAGAAAUUCAGAAAAGUGCCUCGAACACUAAAAAAGUUUGGUCAGUACCUAUUCCAGAGCAUUUCUCAUCAGUUAUUCAUAAGGAAACCAUCCAUCUUUGCCAGGUAGUGUCAUCCUCAUAGUAAACAUUCAGUGGCCUGUGGCAUUUUAUAGGCAUGCAUCCUAUGGGUUGUCUGCAAGCCAGGAAACAUUGGUCAUCUGAUCUUGUCCAAACCAGAGAACAAAACUGCAAGAGAAAAUGCAGAGGCCAAGAGUUUGUGGGGGAAAUGGUCAGUGAAGAGAAUGCAACCCUAAAGGCCCCAUUCCACAAAAUGUGCUUUGGCAAAGAUAGGCCAUCAGCAAAAUUUAUGUCCCAUUUGCCACAGGAUCUUCACUGCUCUGCCCCAAGAGCAUUUUUAUGUCUGGGGCAGAAACACUUCUAAAGAGUGCUCCUCCCAUCCCAUUGUCCGUCUUCCUUGACAUUUUCCCCCUCUCUUUCCUUCCAUGACACCAAAAGCCAAGUUGAUUAGAAAGACCAGGCCGAUAUCUGGGUACCUAGAGCCAAACAAACAUGUUAGUGUCAAUAAAGGUGCUUUGAUUUGGUUUUUGGUGGGGUUGGCCACUGCAACAUUCAUAGUCUUUGGAGAAAUGCUUACAGAUUCAGCAUUCGACUUUUCCUGUGAAUUAUAAUCCAUUAACUCUUGUUUAUUAUGUGAUUUGUCUGUGGCAAAAGUAAACUGGAGACUAUCCUUUCUCAGUCUCUCAGUUCAUGCCUCAGCCACUUACCUCUGAUUCAGGCAUGAUUCAGAUAAUCAAGGUAACUUAGCAAUAGCUUGAGUAAAUAGAGUUAGGCCCACAUGUCUGCUGUAGGGA